AUGUCUUCAGGUUCCAAUGGCGCCAGGCGCGUAGCCUCGAUACUGCGACCCUCAAUCGCCGAACAGCGCGUGUGCAAAAGCUGUCAAGAGACACUUGUCCGCCGCAACUAUGCCUCCGCCGCAACGCCCAUCUCCCCUAAACCCUCUUCCUCAGCCUCCACUACAUUCCCCGUCGUGGGCCCGACCUACACCAUCAACGCAGGCGUGCUCCUGUCCCGCCCUCCCCAGAUCACACGCGACCUCACCGAUUUCGAGAAGGCGUACUACUUCUACCAGAAGCGUCUAAACGAGCGACUGGCGCUUCCCUUCACAAAAUACUUCUACUUCAAGCGCGGAACGCCCCUAGACGAGGACUGGAAGCGUAAGGUCCGUGAGCGCCAGACCGCCGCGCGUGAUAUCGGCAAAUACAAUGCGUACGGCCAGGAGGCGUGGAACGAUGAACUGCUUGUCGGAGCGAAGGAGUCAGAACCGGAGUACAUCGCCGAAGCGCUGAUCUCCGAUGCUGAGAGCACAGCCAACAACACGUCGCAGGACACUAGCAAGCAAGAGAGCAUUCCUAGGCCGCACCCCCGAGUAACAGAGGCGGAUAAGAAGGGCGACACCCAGAGUCUGGACCGGGCUCUGCAGAGGACCCUCUACUUGCUUGUCCAGUCUAAGGAGGGAUACUGGAAGUUCCCCAGCUCUCCUGUUGCGGCGGAUGAGACUAUUCGAUUGGCCGCUGAGCGUACCCUCGAACAGUCCGCCGGUGUCAACAUGAACACCUUCAUGGUCGGAUACCACCCCGUCAGCCACUACGUGUACAACGCCCGUAAGCCCAAGACUGACGAGACGACCGGCGUCACCCUUGCUGGAGAGAAGACAUUCUUCAUAAAAGGACGCAUCAUGGCCGGCCAGGCGGAUCUUUCUGCCAACACGCAAAACCUCCAGAACUUCAAAUGGCUUGCCAAGGAGGAGAUGGCCAAGUAUCUCCUGCCACCGUACUAUGCUGCUAUCAAGAACGCACUCGCCGACCGGUAA
Molecule: messenger RNA, 1017 nt
Organism: Aspergillus mulundensis
Lineage: Eukaryota; Fungi; Ascomycota; Eurotiomycetes; Eurotiales; Aspergillaceae
Product: mitochondrial 54S ribosomal protein mL46
Exons: 3
Coding region: 1-1017 (338 amino acids)
Cellular component (GO): mitochondrial large ribosomal subunit
Molecular function (GO): structural constituent of ribosome
Source: RefSeq, a predicted model, not a curated record